CCCGGGCCCCGAGGAGCGAUGCCCAAGGCCAGUGAUACUUUAUGGGAUCUUGCUAUAGCUGAAGUGGAGAAGAGAGAAAACCCCGAUGACGAUGGCAAGCGUGUGGAAGUUUGGGAAAAAUCAAUAUUAUUUAUGGGAAACAAAAAUGGGGGAAAGACCACUAUUAUACUGAGGUGUCUUGAGAGGGAAGAGAUUUCAAAGCCAACAUUAGCCUUGGAAUAUACUUUUGGAAGAAGGGCAAGGAGACACAAUACACCUAAAGAUAUAGCUCAUUUUUGGGAACUAGGUGGUGGAACCUCAUUACUGGAACUAAUUCGAAUACCAAUCAGUAGCAACAACAUAAGGUCAUUUGCUGUAGUUCUUGUAUUGGAUCUGUCCAAACCUAACGAACUCUGGACUACUAUGGAGAAACUUUUGCAGGUCACCAGGAACCACGUGAACAAAAUUUUAACCAAACUAGAAAAGACAAAUCCCGAAGUAGCUACUGAAAUUAAACAGAGGAUGUGGAACAGUCUGCAGAGGGAUCAUCCAGAUUAUGAGUUAAUUGACCCUUUUCCAAUACCCUUGGUGAUAAUUGGAAGCAAAUAUGAUAUUUUUCAUGAGUUUGACUCUGAAAUGAGGAAAAUAAUAAGCAAGACACUUCGAUUUGUUUCACAUUAUUAUGGAGCAUCAUUAGUGUUUACCAGUAAAUCUGAGGCUCUCCUGCUGAAAGCCCGUGUUCUUAUUAAUCAUUUGGCAUUUGGCUAUGAUAAAAGCAAGUCUGUAUCGGUGGAUCACAGCAAACCUCUAUUUAUACCAGCAGGCCUGGAUUCACUGAGCCAAAUAGGACCACCACCUGCCUCCGAUAGUGAUAUCGGAAAGAUGCGUGCAAACACACCUUUGGAACUGUGGAAAAAAGUAUUUGAGAAAACCUUUCCUCCCAAGAGUUUCUGUGAUUUACAAGAUACCAAGGACCCUGCACAGGAUUUACAAUACAUCGAGUAUGAAGUCGAUAUCAUGAGAGCUCAGAAAAACCAGGAACUUGAACAAUACAAAAGAAAUGCCUCUAAAUCCUGGAAGGAAAUGGAUUUGGACUCUGAUUGAUGACCUGCUAUAGGUGUCUUCAGCUUAACAUUUACAAAAUUACUUUAAUCAUUUUAACAUUACACUAGCAAUUUAAUCUGAUGCAGUAGAAAACAUACAAUGUGAAACUACAAAAUUAGUAUUUAUUAAGCAUUCCUGUUAUUAUUUUUAAUAAAAAGAGCUGUUUAUUCAUUCAGUUCAAAUUUAACUAUAUCUUAGUACUGACAUAAGAGUUUUAAAAAGUGGUGAGAAAGGAAUUCCAGGUUGGUCAGAGAUGGAUUUGAAUAUGAAGACUGGCAUUAGUCAGUUC
Molecule: messenger RNA, 1372 nt
Organism: Haliaeetus leucocephalus (bald eagle)
Lineage: Eukaryota; Metazoa; Chordata; Aves; Accipitriformes; Accipitridae
Gene: DYNC2LI1
Product: dynein, cytoplasmic 2, light intermediate chain 1
Exons: 13
Coding region: 19-1083 (354 amino acids)
Biological process (GO): intraciliary retrograde transport; intraciliary transport involved in cilium assembly
Cellular component (GO): ciliary basal body; axoneme; cytoplasmic dynein complex
Molecular function (GO): dynein heavy chain binding
Source: RefSeq, a predicted model, not a curated record